UAGCAAAAAUAGGGGAAAAAAAAGACAAAACAGGGCAGAAAUGUCGGAGCCUAAAGAUCCGGCGAUCAAGCUCUUCGGGAAGACGAUUCCUCUGCCGGAAGCUUCUCCUCCCAGUCAUCCGCCGCCGUCUUCCUUACCCGGUAACCAUACCACCGCCUCUGUUAAUCAUGACCUCGAUUCUCCUUCUUCGAGCUUCUCGCCGGAAGGCAAUAUCCAUGGCGAUGUUGAAGAUCUGGAGGCCGAUAAGAAUGAAAUAAGUAACUCACAAGAGAAGACUCUGAAAAAACCCGACAAGAUUCUUCCAUGUCCGCGUUGUAACAGCAUGGACACCAAAUUCUGUUACUAUAAUAACUACAACGUUAAUCAACCGCGACAUUUUUGUAAGAAUUGUCAAAGGUAUUGGACGGCUGGUGGGAUGAUGAGGAAUGUGCCAGUGGGUGCAGGGCGUCGUAAGAACAAAAGCUCUGCUACACACCAUCGUCAAAUUAUUGCAACGGAAGCACUUCAACAGCCUAGAAUUGAUGUUUGUAAUGGCAAUGUGAUGGCAUUUGGUUCAGAUGCUGCUCCUCUUUGUGAAUCAAUGGCUUCCAUUUUAAACAUUGGUGAUAAAACAAGACAGAAUAAUGAUGAUGAUGAUGAAGUGAUUCAUAAUUGUGAAGGCGUUUUACCAUCAAUUCCAUUCACCCCUGGGGCUUACACUUGGAAUUAUGGUUUAUAUCCACCAGGAAUUGCUAGGCCUAUGUAUCCAACCGCGCCAAUCUGGGGCGCCUGGACACUCCCAUGGGUACCACAGGCGGCAUGGAUGAGCCCUGUGGGUCAAAGCCAUGCGCCGAAUUCUCCAACAUUGGGGAAACAUUCAAGAGAUAAGAAAGGGGGGGAGAGGUGCAUUUGGAUACCAAAAACGUUGAGGAUUGAUGACCCAGAAGAAGCAGCUAAAAGCUCCAUAUGGGCAACUCUAGGAAUCAAGAAUGAGAAGAGGGAUUCAGUGGGGGAAGGGGUUUUCAAGCCCUUUCGAUUCAAUGACAGCGAUGAACAGAAUGAGAGAACCAAACCCACUUCAGUGUUGGAACUCAAUCCAGCUGCAUUGUCCAGAUCAAUCAAAUUCAAUGAAAAUGUAUAUCACUGAGUUCAUCAGAUCCGACCAAAAUGAGUUGAGUUUGAAGUUUGUCUGAAUCAAAACGUACAUAUAUAUAUAAAGUAAAUGUGUAUGUAAAUAAAGUUUUGGAAGUUUUGGUCAUAUUAGUUUCCA
Molecule: messenger RNA, 1249 nt
Organism: Cucurbita moschata (crookneck pumpkin)
Lineage: Eukaryota; Viridiplantae; Streptophyta; Magnoliopsida; Cucurbitales; Cucurbitaceae
Product: cyclic dof factor 3-like
Exons: 2
Coding region: 41-1126 (361 amino acids)
Biological process (GO): regulation of DNA-templated transcription
Molecular function (GO): DNA-binding transcription factor activity; DNA binding
Source: RefSeq, a predicted model, not a curated record